Messenger RNA from Stegastes partitus (bicolor damselfish), 4023 nucleotides. It is a transcript of the gene slc6a11b, whose product is annotated as solute carrier family 6 member 11b. Gene Ontology annotation, molecular function: gamma-aminobutyric acid:sodium:chloride symporter activity. The record is from RefSeq and is a predicted model, not a curated record. Gene Ontology annotation, cellular component: plasma membrane; cell projection. The transcript has 15 exons. Bases 112 to 1947 code for a protein of 611 amino acids. NCBI's taxonomy places the organism in Eukaryota, Metazoa, Chordata, Actinopteri, Pomacentridae. Gene Ontology annotation, biological process: amino acid transport; nitrogen compound transport; sodium ion transmembrane transport.
AGGCUUAACCGUCCUGCGUUUUUGUAAAGGCGAUUGUUGGUGCGCAUCAUCGCGGGAGCCAAAAGGAGGUUCGCCACUGUUCCAUAGGAGACUGCGGGCUGCUGGAGCGUCAUGACAGCUGAGAAGAGCGGGCCCGUUAUAAACGGUAAACCAGAGGAUGGCAGAGACCCGGAAGGGUCCAGCUCCAGCCUAGACAACGGGGACUACAACGAGAGGGGUCACUGGAACAACAAGAUUGAGUUUGUCCUGUCAGUGGCCGGAGAGAUCAUUGGGCUGGGAAACGUCUGGAGGUUCCCCUACCUUUGCUACAAGAAUGGAGGAGGUGCGUUCUUUGUUCCAUAUGUCAUCUUCUUCGUGUGCUGCGGCAUCCCCGUGUUUUUCCUGGAGACGGCUUUGGGUCAGUUCACCAGCGAGGGAGGCAUCACCUGCUGGAGGAAAGUCUGCCCGCUAUUUGAAGGGAUUGGCUAUGCAACACAGGUGAUUGAAGCUCAUCUAAACGUGUACUAUAUAGUGAUUCUAGCCUGGGCCAUUUUCUACCUCUUCAACUGCUUCACCACUGAGCUUCCGUGGGCUGGCUGUGGCCACUACUGGAAUACAGAGAACUGUGUUGACUAUUACGGAGAGAACGCCACCAACAUCACGAACCCCAACGCAACCUCUCCAGUGAUCGAGUUCUGGGAACGCAGAGUGCUGAAGAUAUCCGAUGGCAUUGAGCACAUGGGGGGGGUGCGCUGGGAGCUGGCCAUGUGUCUGGCCCUGGCCUGGUUCAUCUGCUACUUCUGCAUCUGGAAGGGACCCAAGUCAACCGGCAAGGUUGUGUAUGUGACGGCCACCUUCCCUUAUGUCAUGCUGCUGGUCCUGCUAGUCAGAGGAGUGACGCUUCCCGGAGCGUACGACGGCAUCAAGUUCUACCUCUACCCAGACAUCUCCCGUCUCUCUGACCCUCAGGUAUGGGUGGAUGCAGGAACACAGAUCUUCUUCUCCUAUGCCAUCUGCUUGGGCUGUCUGACUGCUCUGGGAAGCUACAAUGCUUACAACAAUAACUGCUACAGGGACUGCAUCAUGCUGUGUUGUUUGAACAGCGGCACCAGCUUCGUGGCAGGUUUCGCUAUCUUCUCUGUGCUGGGCUUUAUGGCCUACGAACAAAACGUUCCCAUUGAGGCUGUGGCGGAAUCUGGUCCUGGUCUGGCAUUCAUUGCGUACCCCAAAGCUGUUACCAUGAUGCCUCUGUCUCCACUGUGGGCGUGUCUCUUCUUCAUGAUGCUGAUCUUCCUGGGCUUGGACAGUCAGUUUGUGUGUGUGGAGAGUCUGGUCACAGCGGUGGUGGACAUGUACCCAGAGACCUUCAGGAGGGGCUACCGCAGAGAGCUGCUCAUUCUGGGCAUGUCUAUCGUGUCUUUCUUCAUCGGACUCAUCAUGUGUACGGAGGGAGGGAUGUACGUCUUCCAGCUGUUUGACUCGUACGCUGCCAGCGGGAUGUGUUUGCUGUUUGUGGCCAUCUUUGAGUCCAUCUGUAUCGGCUGGGUGUACGGUAGUGACAGAUUCUACCUAAACAUCGAGGACAUGAUUGGCUACAAACCCGUCUUCUUCAUCAAAUGGUGCUGGAUGAUCCUGACCCCGGGCAUCUGUGCUGGAAUUUUUUUGUUCUUCUUGAUUAAGUACAAACCGCUGAAGUACAACAACGUGUACACCUACCCUGACUGGGGCUACGGCAUCGGCUGGUUCAUGGCCAUGUCCUCCAUGGUGUGCAUCCCUCUGGGAAUUAUCUGGAUGAUUUGGAAGACUCCUGGCACCUUCACCGAGAGAAUAAAGAAGCUGACCACUCCCAGCCCAGACCUGAAAAUGAGAGGGAAACUGGCUGCCCUCAGUCCUUAUGCUGCCAAUGAUGCAAAACUUAAGGUCGACGGGAAAAUAUCCACCAUCUCAGAGAAGGAGACGCAUUUCUAAUCCCCCGGCGGCCUGCUGUCCAGCAGAAUGAAAGCUCCACAACGUUAUCAGCAGCACACACACAGGAAAUGAAACAAAUGACUCGGAGUGUUAUUUUUGUUUUGUAAAAAAAAAAAGGAAAAAAAAGGAAAAGUUAUCCCGUGUUUCUGUAGUCUGCUUCUGUGUCUGCACAAACUUUAACACUUUUAUUGUUUUCAGUUAACAUUGUGACUAAAGCAGCUGUUUCUCUUGUUUUCUAACCAUUAAUAUUUAAACGUACUCGAUGUGGUUAAAACUUGUCACUGCUGGUCGUGUCCGUGCCUUCAGAAGGAGACCAGAGUGUUGUACAUGUGUUGGCAAAGUGCUGUGCCUCAUCAUGAGGUACCUGGUGCCCACUGUGACUGAGAUGUAGCAGCUUGGGGACCAUUCCACAUAGUAGUGUGCUAGGAAAGGCCUGAGCACCGAGGCUAGAGGAGGGCACCACGUACUCCUGUCUUCAAAGAGUUUUGCCACUGAAAUCCUGAAUGCUAUCUGCACCAGCUGCCACUGUGAGGGCUGUGCAGCAUUUCUAGGCCUUGAAUUUUUCUUAUUUACUUGAAUUCAUUGUCUUUGCCAAGCAACACAAGCAAAAAGUCUCCCUAUUGGAUGCAGCUGACUGACAUCACGAGGCCGCCGAGCAUUUUGUUGGUGUUUGGCAGGUUUCUGUGGCGCCACUCUUUCUAACUAAAUGUCUCCUUUUGGGAAGUUAAAGGCAGUUCAGCAUUUACAACACGUUAAAGCCUCCUUCACUUACAGACGUGUAGUUUUGUAGUUUGAGGUCCAGACCUUCACUUGGCCACAAACAGCUGUGUGUGACUCGCAGGCUGAGUUCAGACACACCUCUGUCCUCCUAGAAGUCAUGGAUAUCUGUCAUUCCACAGUACUGAUGCUGAGCCCAACACAGAGUGGCAGAUAGACGUGCUUCCAACCCUGCAUUUUGAUUUCCUCUCCGCCUGUAGACGAGAAGAUGGACGCCCAUCACAUGAGCACUUCAAACCUCAUCUCGUCUUCUUAUCCUCCCUCUUUUUCAUUCUUUCGUCGUCGUCUUUUUCUCCGCUGUCCUUCCUUCUCAUCCUCAGCCUCUGCUCGUCUGCCUCUCUGUUUUCUCCCCUUCUUCUGCUGCUUCCUUUCAUCACAUGGAGGACUUGAACACUGACACAGUCUUUGCAUGAAUCACUGGUUUAUGCCUCAGUAGUAGCCUGGCUAUUGAUUUGCAUGUCUCCGACCUUUUACCAUGAGAAAUACGUCUCUUGUUUUGCCGUCUGAGCCACUGCAGGGGUGAAGCAGUCAGUUCCUGUCAUGGAUGUAAUUGUGCCAGGAGGCAACGAGCUGGUCUCAUUGUUCGGAUCGAUCCGUCCGUUACAGCCUCAUCCCAUCAGCACGCCAACGGCUCAGAGCUGUCCCUCCGCCCUUCCUUGCUUUGUCCAACUUUUUUUGCUUCCCUUCUUUUCUUUCUCGUGUCCUUGUUUCCUGAUGAAAAUGCAAUCAGAGGAGAGCAUAUGAGGGAAUGAAAAAUUCUCUCACAGUUUUUCAGGAGGAGGCAAAGAAAGCAAGGGAAGAACUAAGGAACUGAUGAGCUGAGGAAGUGUGUGAUCGAGUAAGAAAUGAGGGAAAUCGAGGAAGUGUUUAGUGACCGAAGCUCCUCCUGUCUAAGCUGUGACGUCCUCUCAAACAUGUGACUGGUCCCUCUGGUGUUGCUGCAUUCUGACAUUAUCACCUCCUCACCCAUGUUCAUGCCAGUCAGUAGCUGUGUGCAUCAGGAGAUGAUAGCCUGCUGUUUAACACGCAUCAUAUCAUGUAUAUUUUUACAUCUCUUUCUAGAAAUUUGUCCUCUAUUUGUUGAGAUGAAAAAAGUUUUAAAAAGAUUUGCUGUAAUAAAACAAAUACGUCCUUUGUUUUGACUUUUGAUAUGCUCAAAAGAUCUCGUUGUAGAAAUAUAAUGAAGGUGUUUCACUGUUCUGUUCUGUUCUGUUCUGUUCUACACAUUUUGGUAUUCACAGGACACAUGAACUGUCUGCUUACUCAUUUUUAAGAAUAAAUAUUAUAAAGGAAAGCUGA